Nicotiana tabacum (common tobacco) is the source of this 1727-nucleotide messenger RNA. Its product is annotated as transcription factor MYBC1-like. Gene Ontology annotation, biological process: regulation of DNA-templated transcription. NCBI's taxonomy places the organism in Eukaryota, Viridiplantae, Streptophyta, Magnoliopsida, Solanales, Solanaceae. Gene Ontology annotation, cellular component: nucleus. The record is from RefSeq and is a predicted model, not a curated record. Gene Ontology annotation, molecular function: DNA binding; DNA-binding transcription factor activity.
UGUAUAUUUAAAAAGCUGAAAAGAAACAAGAUCCACUUCGAACCCCUCUCCACAAUCCACCCUCACUCUCCCUCAAUCCUCUCCGUAAUCCACAUGUGCAAAUUUCCAAAGUAAACCUUCAUUUUCUCCCUCACCCAGAAAUCAAGAUUCUUCACUACAGAGGAGGAGAGAGUGAGAAAAACAAACACACAUCUCAUAAAAAUCUCAUCUUUCAAUGUUUACACUUGUCUUUUUCCCACCCCCAUAUCUUCACAUAGACUCUUUUGUCUGAUUCUAGCCUGGUUUUAGAUUCUUUUGUCAAUCUUUAAGUUCCCAUAAAGGUGAGAUCUUUUUUUUCCCCUUGAUGACAGUAAUAUUAGAGCUAAUUUAUGUAAUCCAAGCUAUCCACCAAGUUAGAGCAAUCAUAAAGGUGAGAUCUUGACCCAAAUAAUUGGUUGAAAAUCCAAGAUUUUUGCUUUCAAGAUUGGUAAGGAAAAUGAGGGAAGAGGAUUCAAAUUGGUUUGCUAAAUGGGAAGAAGAAUUGCCAAAACCAGAAGAGUUAAUGCCUUUAUCCCAAACCCUUAUAUCUCCUGAUCUUGCCAUAGCUUUUGAUAUUGCAAACCCCACUAGCCCAAAUAAUCCUCAAAACAAGCUGCAGCAGCAGACUCAGAUUCCUCAAUCCUCUCAACAGCAACCCAAUUCAUCAGCUGAAUUUGAGUCCGCUGAAUUGAAUGGAUUAGGAGGUGGUGGAGAUGAACCAGCUAGGACAUUAAAAAGGCCUAGGCUUGUGUGGACCCCACAGUUACACAAGAGGUUUGUGGAUGCAGUUGCUCAUUUGGGGAUCAAGAAUGCUGUCCCAAAGACUAUAAUGCAACUGAUGAGUGUCGAUGGCCUAACGCGCGAAAAUGUUGCUAGUCAUUUGCAAAAAUACAGGCUUUAUUUGAAAAGAAUGCAAGGUCUUUCUAAUGGUGGUAGUGGUGGAAACAGUGGUCAAUCUUUAUCAGGGGCAGGUGUUGAUUCUGCAAUGGACAAUUUGUUUGCUAGUUCACCUGUGCCAGCACAUUUUUUGCAUCCGGCCGGGAGGGGUAAUCCUGACCAGUUCUUGCCAUUUGUGCCAGUGACAUCAAUGCAGCAUCAUAAUCAUCAUAUGGGAGUGGUUGUUGGACACCAUCAUCCUCAAGUUCAACCGCAGUAUAGGCAAUUUGGGUCACCGGCGAAUGGACAUUUUGAUCAUCAUCCAUUUUUGUCUAGGCAAUCACAGCAGCAGGUUCAGAGGAUGGGGACAUCAGUGCAUAAUGGUAGUCCUGUGGUGUCACCUUAUGUUGAUGAUGUGGAUUCUUCAGCCGCACCUGUCAAUGGGAGGAAGGUCCUUACUUUGUUUCCAACAGGGGAUGAUUGAUAUCAGGGUAACUGUUGAUUGUAAGCCUUCUGCAAAUCCUGUCAAUUUGACUUCUAUGUAUUCUAGAAUUUGUGUUGAAUAACAUUUGGUCUUUGUUUUAGUACCUUUUAUUGGACUAAUGUUGUUUUAGUGUAAAUGUCUACAUGGAGUUGUCGGUAUGGUCUUCAACUCUUCAAGUCUUCAUGGAACUGUGAAUCCCCUUUUCCCACUUCAUUAUUCUCUUAAGGUCAAACUCUGUUACUUUUCGAAGAAUUAGGAUUUGGUGCUUAGUAUCUGUUAUGAAAUUGUUCAGUUAGAUGAGUUCGACUAUUGUAAUUAUGUUGUGAUAGCACUGUGUUUUCUAUUGUCA